AUGGCGUCCGCAGACAUGUGGACGUUUCUGCAGGCCAAUCCUGUGGCAGUGUCCAUCACAGAGGCAUGGAAGUCAUUCUCAGACCGACGUGACCGGUUGGGCCUCAGCAAUCCGGGCACGGUCGAGGCUAUUGCGAAGGAGGUGCAGCGCGAUGUGCUGCUCAACAACCACAUGUUCACUGGCAUCAAAGCCGACCUGACGAAGCCGUUUAGCGUGUCUCCUCUGUUCCAGGUGUCCCACCAGUUUGCCAUGGGCGACCGGUUACAACCAUACACGUUUGCAGCCCUCUACGGCACGAACAAGGUGUUCUGCCAAGGACACGUAGACAACGAGGGACAGCUGGCGGCCCGGUUCAACUACCGCUGGACUGACGGGCUCGUCUCCAAGUCGUCGGCUCAGCUGGCUCCCGGCGACGGCCAGAGCAUGGUCCAGAUCGAGCACGAAUACACGGGCCGUGACUUCACGGCGUCGCUCAAGACGAUGAAUCCGUCGUACCUCGACGGCGGCCUGACCGGCAUCUUCAUCGGCAACUACCUGCAGUCGGUCACUCCCAAGCUGUCCAUCGGCUUGGAGGGGGUCUGGCAGCGCGGCGCGCUGUCGCAGCCGCCCGAUGCCUUGCUCUCGUACUGCGGCCGGUAUGCGUCGGGUGACUGGGUGGCCACGGCACAGCUGCAGACACAGGGUGCCAUCAAUGCGACGUUUUGGCGCCGCCUGGCCGAAAACGUGCAGGCCGGUGUCGAUAUGACCCUGCAGGUGGUGCCUAACGCGGCCGCCGGCCUGAUGGGUGGCGGCCUGCAGAAAGAGGGCGUCACGACCUUUGGCGCCAAGUACGAUUUCCGCAUGUCGACCUUCCGCGCACAGCUGGACUCCAAGGGCAAGUUAGGCGUCCUGCUGGAGAAGCGGGUGGCCGCCCCCGUAAUGAUGACUUUCGCGGCAGAUGUGGACCACGCUUCGCAACAAGCCAAGCUUGGCCUAGGCAUCUCGAUCGAGACUGGUGGUGAAGAGAUGGAGCUCAACCCCGACGGCAGCCCCGUUCACGCACCACCAAACAACGUCCCGUUCUAA
This is a messenger RNA of Grosmannia clavigera kw1407, 1065 nucleotides long. RefSeq names its product mitochondrial import receptor subunit. The record is from RefSeq and is a predicted model, not a curated record. Lineage: Eukaryota; Fungi; Ascomycota; Sordariomycetes; Ophiostomatales; Ophiostomataceae. Gene Ontology annotation, molecular function: transmembrane protein transporter activity. The transcript has 3 exons. Gene Ontology annotation, biological process: protein import into mitochondrial matrix. Bases 1 to 1065 code for a protein of 354 amino acids. Gene Ontology annotation, cellular component: mitochondrial outer membrane translocase complex; mitochondrial outer membrane.